GCCUUGACUCAGUCCACACUCCUCAUUCAGAAGGACAUACACAUACCAGGGGCCUCCUUUGACUCCUCUGAGGCCCAGGGAUAAUAUUUAUUUCCCUUCUGACAGGGCAAACCCGCCCACCUGUCGCCUCAUAACUCUAUAUAAGACAUCAAAGGGCCUGAUGAUAAGGCAGUGGACUCAAGACAAGCCCGGCCAUGCAGUGUAAAGUCCUCCUCUACGCUGUCCUCUUGACUCUCGUAAAGGGUGCAUCUCCAAGUGAAAUACAGUCCAGCCCCAACGCAAGCGCAACCCUCCCCUGCCUGGUGGCGACCCCCCUUUCGGCGGAGGGGGGGCGAAUAGACGAGUCUCUCAUCGCGGCCAGCUGGACCAGCAACGGCUCUGCCGUCGCCGCGUUUGGCGAGGCGGCCCCGUGGAUCAAGGACGGCUUCCAAUGGGAUGCCAGCAACUUCACCAUGGGGACUUUUCGCUGACCCUCCUCCGAGCCCAGCCUCGACCUGCAGGGGGUGUACGAAUGCACCGUCUCCUACAACUCCACCACGCUGCUCUACAGUAAUGUUUCAUUCACUGUCCUUGCGUCGCCCUCUCUCUCAGCCCCUCAGCAGUGGCUGGUGUUGGACACAGAGAGUCGCCUCCUGUGCCGUGCAGACGGUUUCUACCCUCCUCCCGUCUCCUUCUCCUGGACCAAGGAUGAGCAAGUGCUUCAGCCUCCCUAUGAGGUUGAAGGGGAACCGGCUGCAGAUGGCUACUACACGGCUGUGGGCGACCUGACCUUCGUCCCUUCUCGCGAGGACCAGAAUGUGACAUUCGGCUGCAGAGUGUCACACGGUGGCAGCUAUCAGGAGCUGGACCUUCAGCUCAAUAUCACACACCGCCCUUCUGUCACGCUGUCUGCCGUGCCCUCGCAUUCCAACAAGACUCCUCUCGUGUUUUCGUGUCACAUCGAGCGGUUCUACCCCGAGGACGUGUCCGUUUCCUGGUUUCACAAUGGCACCAUGCUCCCCGACCCCCCCGCAUCCCAGCGGAACCCGGACGGGACCCUCACAACGAGCCGCUAUCACGUCCUGGACCCCGAGCUGAGGGAGCGGGGUGGGGAGGUGGAGUGUGCGGUGAGCCAGCCUGGCCUCCUGCAACCGGUCAGCGCCUCCGUAAACCUGCAGAAACUGGGCCGCAAAGAUGUGGCUCCAGUGUUGACUAAGUCAGCCAAGGCAUCAGUGGCCAUGAUGUGCAUCUCCUUGGUGUUGGUCUUCCUGCUGUGCUUCGGCUUCUCCUGGAGGAGGAGAGAUGAAAAGCAGAAGUCCCUCAGUGUGUCGGGAAUCAUUCUGCCUCCACGGGUGGUUGUGGGUCAGAAGGGCAGGGUGUCGGUGACUAUUGAAGGCAGGAGGGUGGACCGGGUCCUGACAUCAUGGUUUCUCAAUGACACCCCUAUCUCUGACGUCUCACUGAAAGGAUCAGAAGCGAGUCCUCUCCUGCCCUAGGGUCAGACGUGUUACUACAAGCUGCACACCCAAGGGCCGCUGCACUCCGGAUGUGGAGUCCAGCAGCUGAUCUCUGCCGUCACCUUCGUCCCUAAUAUUUCCGUCCACAAAGGGGCGGUGUUUAAAUGUCAGGUGUCCUACGCAGGCAAAGACAAGGUUGUGGUGGAGAGAGUCUCUCAGAGGUUUACUGUUCUGUGUGAGGGCUGUUUUCACUGGCUUUACUUUAUAUUGUUGUAUGUGAUCAGCCUGACGAUACAGGCGUCGCACUUCCACCCAGACGUCAUCACCUUCCGCUGGUUCUGUGAAGGAGGCGAGCUGAGCCCGGUGGCCUCCCAGGCCUCGUCCUCCCCUCGACCCGACUCCGACGGCUUCUUCUCGGCCUACAGCCAGUGCAAGCUGCCACGGAGCGAGCUGGAAAACCGAGAAACUAAAGUGUGGGUCAGUGUCCACCACAUCGCCCUGAAGCAGCCGAUUACCAGGGAGACCAAAGGCUUCAUCAAGAAGCCGUUUGUCUCCGACAUCAUCAGCUCCAUCUCUCCGGAUCGAGUGUUGACCCUGGGAUGCGAGGGUGACAGAUUUAACCCUCCAAACAUAACCGUGACUUGGCUGAAGCUCAGGGAGGGAGAGCGCGACGACGGCGAGGACGAGGUGAUGGAGGGAGGAGAGCUGUGGGGCCCGAUACAGACUCAUGCUACGCUGUACAGGGCCACAGCUGUUCUGAAGAGGACAGUAACAAACCAGCAGAGGAAGGAGAGAGGAGGAGGGAUCAUUUGUAGGGUAGAGCACUGUUCCCUAGAGGAUCCAGUUGAGAGACAUUGGAGGAAUGUUGAUGUUGGAACGGAUUCUGCUGUGACAGACCCUCACACUGACGGAAUCCACUACAUCGAUGACAAAGUGGAUGAGGAGAAUAACGAGAUUAACAGGGAUGAGACAAAGUCAGGCCUCAGCGAUGACAGCGACAGAGAGCGAGAGGCCGACCCGAGCGCGCUGCACAUCAACAGAGUGACCCUGGCGAAGGAUCCCACAGACCAAGUGCGAGCAUAUUUACGGGUUUGCGUGGAGAUCACACACCCAGCGCUCAAGCUUCCUGUGUAUCGAGCCUGGACAGAGCCCAGUAGGGAAAUCUCAUCUUCUGCCUAAUGAUCCUAAUGUCAGCACCUCUAUAUUAAACAUAUGCAGUGUAAUAUACAUGGACCUAAUAUGUAACUCAGAUGUCAAGUCUUACUACAUGUUGUUUGUUGCUCCAGCCUUUUUUUCUAUUUAUCUGUAUUUAUUGUUUAAUAACAUUAAUUGAACAUUCAGUGCAUUUUUCCCAAAUGUUAAUAAUUUUGUACAGUUUUGUUUGUGUUUUAGGAAACUCUUCAUAUGUUCAUACAUAUUUCUGAUAUUCUGCUUCAUAUUUUAAUGCCAAAUGUUUGGCACAAUGUUUUGUGACUUUCAUAAAAGCCAUUAAAACCUAUAAUCCACAAGCAAA
Betta splendens (Siamese fighting fish) is the source of this 2949-nucleotide messenger RNA. RefSeq lists its product as uncharacterized. NCBI's taxonomy places the organism in Eukaryota, Metazoa, Chordata, Actinopteri, Anabantiformes, Osphronemidae. The record is from RefSeq and is a predicted model, not a curated record.